Messenger RNA from Pseudophryne corroboree (corroboree frog), 2918 nucleotides. It is a transcript of the gene SLC35B3, whose product is annotated as solute carrier family 35 member B3. Gene Ontology annotation, molecular function: 3'-phosphoadenosine 5'-phosphosulfate transmembrane transporter activity. The record is from RefSeq and is a predicted model, not a curated record. Gene Ontology annotation, cellular component: Golgi membrane; endoplasmic reticulum membrane. NCBI's taxonomy places the organism in Eukaryota, Metazoa, Chordata, Amphibia, Anura, Myobatrachidae. The coding region runs from base 273 to 1382 and encodes 369 amino acids. Gene Ontology annotation, biological process: transmembrane transport. The transcript is spliced from 10 exons.
GCUGCCACACGUCACUGCGGCGUGACGUCACUAUGCGGAAACGCUGGCUGUCACAUCACAGUGCAGCUACAGUACAUCACCGUCAGCACACUGAGCGGUGGCCGGGGCGGCAGUGUUCCCCGUCCUGUGUGCGAGCAGCCUGGGGGGAGCUCAGCCUCAGUAUGCGGCUGUCGGUUGCGUUCAGCUGAUUUACGGUUGCUGCUGCUGACAGUGACACAGAGGAUCAUUCGGCAGACCAGUCAGACGAUCCUGGUGACACCCAACCAAACACCAUGGAUCUAAAGUUUAACAAUUCAAGGAAGUAUAUAUCCAUCAGUAUUCCUUCAAAGACUGAGACAAUGUCUCCUCAUAUCAAGUCUGUCGAUGAUAUCCGGGUGCUUGGUAUCAAUCUCAGCCAGUUCCAGAAAUCGGUGCAAUUUUUCAUUUGUGUUACUGGAGUGUUUGUGUUUUAUUUAAUUUAUGGAUAUUUACAGGAAUUAAUAUUCUCUGUCGAAGGUUUUAAACCAUUUGGUUGGUACUUGACAUUAGUGCAGUUUGGAUUUUAUUCCGUAUUUGGACUAAUCGAAUUACAGUUGACACAAGACAAACGCAGGAGGCUGCCGGUAAAAACUUAUAUUAUAAUAGCUUUCCUUACAGUGGGCACAAUGGGUCUUUCAAACACUUCCCUUGGAUAUCUGAAUUAUCCUACUCAGGUUAUUUUCAAAUGCUGUAAACUGAUUCCUGUAAUGAUUGGUGGAGUAUUCAUUCAAGGAAAGCGAUAUAAUGCUGUGGAUGUGACUGCGGCUGUGUGCAUGAGCAUUGGUCUCAUAUGGUUUACACUGGCUGACAGUACAGUUGCACCAAACUUCAAUGUCACUGGUGUGCUGCUCAUCUCCCUUGCUCUUUGUGCUGAUGCUGUUAUAGGAAAUGUACAAGAAAAGGCUAUGAAACUACACAAUGGAUCUAAUUCAGAAAUGGUUCUGUAUUCAUAUUCCAUAGGAUUUGUUUACAUUUUACUGGGCCUGGCCAUUACCAGCGGAUUGACUCCGGCUAUAGCAUUCUGUUCCAAGAAUUCAUUACAGACAUAUGGAUAUGCAUUCCUUUUCUCCCUCACCGGGUAUUUUGGGAUUUCUUUUGUACUUGCAUUGAUUAAACUCUUUGGCGCUCUUCUUGCAGUAACAGUAACAACGGGAAGAAAGGCGAUGACCAUUGUGCUAUCUUUCUUAUUUUUUGCAAAACCCUUCACUUUCCAAUAUAUAUGGGCUGGAUUAUUAGUUGUCUUUGGAAUAUUUUUAAAUGUUUAUAGCAAGAAUAUGGACAAAAUGAAACUAUCCCAGCUGUACAAUAUUCUGAAGAAAAAAGGCACAGAAGUAAAAUCAAGGACGUUUUCACAGACUGUAUAAUUUAUUUUAAUUUACAUUUUCUUAACUGUUGAAUCAUUAAAUGAUUAUAUUUUUUCAAAGGACAGCUGAUACACUAAAGAGGAGGUGAAGGCAUAUUGCCUGUUUUGUUACUGCUGAGGUGUAAGCCAAGGAAGCGUAUUCACCACUUCUCUCACCACUUGACAGGAUGUGACACAAUGUGGUGACUUCUAAUAAACUAUAGUAUUGGGAGUCUUGUGUGGCCUCUCUGAUAGAGACAUACACACUAGGGGACCUUUUUAUGGCAUUUUCAUUUUAUUGUUCUUAUGUUAAUAUAGAAUAAGGGAAUAAUCAGUGUUCAGAUGCCAAAUUGCCAGUAUCUUUAGAUUGCGAACACCUUGUAUCAAAUCAGUGAGGUAAGUCACGUGGACUGUAUUGGUUUUGCAAAUGAGACCUUUUUUACCAAUGAAAUCUUUCAUCUAAAAACCUGAUUCUUUGAUUGCUGUGCAAGUUGUACAUGCAGUGCACCAUUAUAUGAGGAGAGCAGAUAGACCUUGCCUUAUUGACACCUGAUUGUAACCAUACCUCCCAACAUGUCAAUCUCCAGGAGGGACACAAUGCUCUGUUCCUGGACUUCCCUCUUAAUGUAUGAUUGCCAACACCUGUGGUGAAGCACCUUUCUUAUCCAUUAACCCACAGGUUCCCAAACUGUGUGCCGUGGCUCCUUGGGGUGCCUCGGGACACUUGCAGGGGUGACCUGGGUUGGUGAUCAAGGACCAAUUCAAAUUAUUCAUGGUCAAUAUAAUAGGUAAACCAGUGCUGGUGGCUGCCAGUCAUAAAAUAUGUGGCCAAACAGAAGCAAAUCUUGUCCCUCACCACACACCUGACCCUAAGGAUGACAUAUAAACAUGAUCUACUUAAUGUAAUAUUUCUUUCUACAUUUCUCAAUAAGACAUUUUUGGCCUAGGGGUGCCGUGAAAAAAAUUCUGAUAUUCUAGGGCGCCGUGAUUCAAAAAAGUUUGGAAACCACUGCAUUAACCUGUUCAAAACAGGUGCCGGCAAUCAUAAAUUAGGAGAAAAGUCCAGAUGCAGAGCAUUGUGUCCCUCGUGGAGAGGGUCAUGUUGGGAGGUACAGUAUGUUGUAACUAUUAUUUGCAGAUGUAAGAGGAAGGCUUUUUUGCACCUCGUUUUACAUUUAUUUCAUUCCCAUGUUAUUUUGUGUAUUGUAAUAUAAUCCCCUAUAUGUUUCUUUGUAUGUGCAAUUCAAGUGCAAAAUUAUUUGUAAUGUGAUACAAUAUGAAAUGUGAUCUAAACCUGUUUACGUCUGAAUAUGAAUUAAAAACACUCCUCCAUACAGUUAUAGAUCUUCUCUUAAAACCUUCUGGAAGCUAAACAAUGGGCAGUGCUAUGAGCUGCAUAAGUAAUUAACUCACCAAACUGAAAGGCUGCAUUAGAAAUCUUCUAAACCAAAGCUCUUCUCUGUUUUCAGUUACUUUUAAUAUGAUCUCAUAAAACCUACCGAUGUUAAACAUCAAUUUAUGCAGUUUUUUUACAUUAAAAAUGUACAGUUUUUCUCUA